AUGGCGCCGCUGCUGCUGCUCCUGCUCCUUCUGGCCGACCUGCUCAGGUCAGCCAGACUGUGCAGCACCAGGUCACCGCUAGGGGCGCCAGAGCGCGCACAUGGGCCUGACCAGUGCCUGGCCUCAGGAAGGGAACUGGCAGCCAUUGAGAGGUCCCCGCGGGUGUGCGGAGGGGACUGCAGUGACCCAGGCCUGAGGAGGCUUCCUUGUGGCCCCUGUCAGGAGGAGCGAUCGCAGGAGACGGGCGCGGGGCGGGGCCUCGGCGAGGCGGCCCCGGAGCUUCACCUGCCGCUGGGAUCCCCAGGAACUGAGGCGCGGGCUGCUGCGAGGCCGGCGGACACACGGGCUGGAGGGAGCGCGCGGCCGUCCGCACUUGGCCUGGCUCCGGGGAGCCCGGGCGGCGAGCGCGGCGGACGCAGCCAGACUGUGGGCCCCGGACCCCGGGCAGGCAGCAAGCGGGCUCCUGGGCACGGCGCGGCGGGGAAAAUGACCGCGGGCUCCUGCGCGCUCUUCCUGCUGCUCUCGCUCUCCGGCUCGCUCCGGGAUGUGACCUUCUGCUUGAAUUAUCUCAAGAGCUUUAGAAAUAUGAGUGCACACCUGAGGAGUUUACAUGGGGUUGUGACGGAGGUGCCAAGGAGCCCCAAGGAUUGCUGACCAGGCAGAACAUACCAACCCUGAGAGGAAGCAAGACAUCAAGCCUCUGAAACCGUGACAGAGGGAAAGCAGGAUCUGGAGAGAGCCUCACAUUGGCCCAGAAUGAAGAAAGAGGCCGCUUCUCUCGAAGUGGCUUUCUGUUACCAAAACUGAACUGGUACAGAAUCCACUUCAGAAGGUUU
Molecule: messenger RNA, 836 nt
Organism: Choloepus didactylus (southern two-toed sloth)
Lineage: Eukaryota; Metazoa; Chordata; Mammalia; Pilosa; Megalonychidae
Exons: 6
Coding region: 1-654 (217 amino acids)
Source: RefSeq, a predicted model, not a curated record